CCAUUGGCUGGCUUAGCCCAAGCACAAAUAUUAUCUUCAAAUGGGUUUUCGAGCAAAAAGAAUUCAAAUAAAGAAAAGAAACAAGUGAAGUCAAUAUAAAGGGUAAAUGGCUAGAUGAAUACCCAUGUAGCCUCUUCAUCACAGUUAUGACUUGACAAGAUACUGCCCGCGCGCUCAAGUAGAAUUGAGAGAAGGGAGUUAUCUCGUGCAGGGCAUCAGUAGCUGAUUCGCGAGGAUACUGUAGCAGUGGCAAGUGGAAGUGAUUGUCGUCUCCAUCGUCUUGCUAGAUCUUUAUCGUCAGGAUCCUUCAGCGCUGCGAGUAGAAGUGAGUGAACCGGGGAAAGGAACCAGAGAACCAGUGAGGAGCGGCGAGCGCCAACGAGCAAGGGGGCCGAGUCGCCAAAUCAACGCUGGUUAUAGUAGUACUAAUGCCGGGAUAUGCUAUAUUCAUCGCACUAGUGUCGGUUGCUUUUUUACGUCUUGGCUGGCGUUGCCCCCUCCACCUCGACUUCUGAACGCACUUUCUGUGCGUGUCCAUCUAUCUAUCCGUCUCUGUAUGUGCGAACAUGCGCUAGUGUAUGGCUAUUUCCCGUACCAAUAGCCGUGCGAAGGGCCGAUGGACACCAUUGGCUUGCUGGUGCUAGCCUUUGCUUCUUCUUUUAACGCUGCCAACACCAAUAGCACCGCCUCAGUAGCGACAGCUAUCGAGUGAAAUUGGCCAUUACCGCCGCAGCCUCCGGCACUGUGAGCACAGUGAGGCUCCUUUAGAGCGCAUACUGCUUUGCCGGCAAACAAACAGAAGCCUGUAGCAAAUUCGGAUACACACUCACAAAUCUGGAUUUACACAUACAAUUAUUGUACCAUCAAACGCAGGGGUUGUGUGACGUCGAACAAACACCGAAGGCGAAGAGGAGGGAAAGAACGAUACAGAAAAUAUACGCAGUGACGGAAGUUUUGCUAUUGUUGCCGAUAGCGGUUCUGGCUUCAACCAACCGAAGGCAACAUCAUGUUACUUCGUUGGAAAAUAUUUUGCUUGAUGGGCAUAGUUUCACUAACUGCGAGGCCGAGCACCUCAGAAACGAAUGUCCGUUCUCGUCAAAAACGAGGAGGUCUACUGAACUUGGACGUACGACUUGACCUGUUUAGAAACCAGCGGCGUCAACAGGCCACAACGUCAAGGCCAGAGGCCCGAAUACUGCCGUUACCUCCAGGUACCGAUGCAGAGGACCACGGGAUACCCAUCAAGGACGAAUCUGUAAUACAGCACUUUAUAAAGCAGCUCGAAUCGUAUCGAAAGCGCAACUCUGGCCUGGAUAGUUUUCCCAUUCUUAGCGGAAUAAUUAAAACGGUUCGUCGCUUCCAAGCAUGUGCAACACCGAAACUCGAAAAAGGCCAUUGCAGACACGUACAGCACUGCGUACUGCCAGCUUUCCUUCGCAAUAUCAACGUAUUAUUGUCGUAUGCAUGCUUCAUCGGUGGAGCGCAUCUCGGCGUGUGUUGUCCAGAUCGUCACUUUGAUGAAUCCAUCAUUGAUGACGGUGGUGAGGAGGAACCAACAACAACUACGAAGCGACCGGGAAUUCUUGGUGGUCUAAUGAACCCACUCACAGAGAUAAUUUCACCGAUUCGGCCUACUCCCUCCGACACACCUUCCAGACCAGAUAUACCUGAGGUGAUCAACGGAUCACCGGAGUUGCAGUCUGGCGUUCCGAAUGAUCCGUUCAUUGAACCUCCUUAUCGUCAUCCAUCACAUGGACGCUUUCAAGGUCCGCCACAAGAAUCUCCGUAUAAUCCUUACGGAAUACCAGAUAAACCCCCUCAUAGGCGACCUCACGGUUCACAUCGUCACCCGCCGUACGGAAGACCACCUCGUAGGCACCAUCACAGGCCUCCGCACCAGGGAAGACCUGCAUACGAGCCAGACUACUAUCCUGACGCCAACCAGGGUACCGCUAAUGGUAGACCGAGCGAAAGGCUAGAAUUCACAACAGAGUCUUCGCGAUUCCCGCUCAUAACGUCCCGUUAUGAUAAAGCCGAGGAAAACGAUGGCCGGUUUGUCAUAACCCUUUCCACAACUGUCAUAAGAGAUUCCCCUUUCAUCUUUAAUGCUGGUAGCAGUACUGAUAUGUACACUUAUAGCACAAAAACCAAAUAUCCUUGGGAAUCCACGAUUGCGUGGUCUAAGGAACCCUCGUACGAAGAUGACAAACAAGGCGAGGACGUCUCUUCUGCAACGAGGCCCUACUCUCCUCCAACCAGUUCGCCUACAUAUUCGUCCGCGCCUACAACUACAUCAACCCAGACGCCUCAACCACAGACUGAGGACAAUCCAGCCAACGGCAGCCAAAUUACAAAGUAUUCAGCGACUUGUGGCUUGGGCAUAAAGAGCAGAAUCGUCGGAGGCGAGGUCGCCAACGUGGAACGAUGGGCGUGGGUUGCUGCAUUGAUGAGAAUCGACAAGCGGACAAAUCAGAUGGAACAAUUUUGUGGGGGUGUUGUGAUUUCUAAUCGAUACAUCAUCACUGCAGCGCAUUGCCUCCCUGGCGUUCAUCCGAGGGAGUUGACAAUCCGCCUCGGCGAAUUCGACUUCAGCCAACACGAGAAUAGCAGACGCCGAGACUACCACGUAUCUAGAAUCGUGCGACAUCCACAAUUCAAUGAAUCUAAUAACAAUUUCGCUGAUAUUGCGCUCAUCAAAGUUAACGAAGAUAUCGCCUUCAACCAAAACUUGCUGCCAGUGUGCAUGCCCGAAGAAGAGUCUUUUGCGAACAAGGAAGCCACAGUGAUAGGUUGGGGCGUAACUUCAUUUGGGGGUCCAUCCUCUAGUAUCUUGAUGCAGCUGACACUACCGGUGUGGGACAAUGCCGAAUGCCAAGACAAACUGAAUACAAUCGUCGUUUACCCGCAAUUCCUUUGCGCGGGACUUAAAGAUAAAGGUGGCCACGAUUCAUGUCAGCUUUUCUUGCAGGGCGACUCAGGUGGUCCUCUAAUGGUGGAAAAUUCAAAUAGGCAAUGGUCUUUGAUUGGCAUUGUGUCAUGGGGCUUUAAGUGCGCCCAAAAAGGCAUACCUGCCAUAUACACCCGAGUUACUGAGUUCCGAGAUUGGAUAUACAAGAACGCUGCAUAGCCUGCACUGAUCAACAAUCUCACUUCCGGUCUCAAAAAGUUCAGCAUCUACCUUUCAUACACCAGAUCCGACAAGAUCACGAAAAGGUUGGCAUACUCAAAUAUUCUGGCUUGUUAUAAAAUGGCUAGUCGGCCAGUAAAAAAAAAAAGAGGAAAAUCUAUCUUUCUACAAUGACCCUGUGAAACAUCAUUGUGAUUAGUGUGAUUAAAUUGAUAUCGAUUUUGAAGUCAGAGCAGAUAAUAUAUAUAUACAUAUAGAUACAAUGACACACUUGUAAAUAAAGAUGUCCAUUGUGCCCUAGAUCGUAAUGUGCAAUGAAAUAGGUGGUUAACCAAGUCUGUCUGAUAUCACAAGUUAUUGAACCUUUAACGCUUGUAUUUCAAAAUACAUACAGAUGUGGCCUAUUACUUUUUCUAACUUCAAGUUUAUUAAUGUGACAAAGUAUAGUCACAUUUUAUGCUCGUCACAUCCUCGAAGAUAAUAUCCAAGUUUCAUCAUCAAAGACUCGAAACUACAUAUAAAUCAACAUUUGUUUUUUAGUCUCCUCGCAAGAGGCGGCUACUACAUGCCGAAAAACAUUAGCGGCAAUGUCACACAAAUUACAGGUACAGCAAAAUGUCUGCAGAACCAAUUCUUACGCGUUUCAAAUGGUCCAAAGUUUAGCCAGAAAAAGAAAGAGGAGAGCUUUAUCGAAAUAAUUUGUGAAAUACAUAAAAAACAUAUGUAUAUUAAGGGAAAAUUAUUCUUUGCUAGCUUUUACCAAGUAAUUAAAGACGCUCAAAGAUUAAAAGUCCGGACAUUACAUUAACUUUGGUGUUGUCUAAAGUAUAUGUGCGUCCUUUUUUUUUCUAUGAAAGUCAGCUUUAAAAAAGACUAGGGCGUACUACGUGAAAUUCUGCGACAAAAUGUGUAGUAAGUAGCUUAAAAGUGCCAUGUGGCAUUUUGAAAUAAUUAGCGUAAUCCAGCUCUAGAUGUUUUUAUGACGGCAAAGAUAGAACAUUUACUGAUACACGCAAAAAGAAUAGCAAUCUGAAUUUCAAUCUGAAUCCUAUUGGAAAAAUCAUCACAGAAAAACUUUUACUCAAUGUUGCGGCGAAAUUGUACACGAUCGUUCAUUUCAAGGUGAUGCUUAUGCUUAAGUGAUUUUAUGAGACACCUGAAAUGGGUGCUUAAUUACUAAAUAAUUUUAUAAACUUACUCGAAACGUACGCUCAUGUUUGAAAAACAUCUGUAUUUGUAGGUCUAUCAGUCAAGCUUGUGACAGAGCAGGUUUUUCUUCAGCUUGAUUUUUAUUAGGUUGAUUAAAACGUAGUGUAAUGUUUCGUUAAUGUCUCCCCUCCCUUUUUACGUUAACCUAUUUACUGAGCUUGAAACUAUCAGAAGUCAAAAAAUAAAACGAAUUAUUUUAGUUGGCCGUAAAAUUGAAUCGACUUUCACCUUCAAGUUUUAAAUGUAGUGAAACGCAAAGCUUCAUUAAUCCUAAGGCUAAAAUUUGUAUUUAUUCAUCAUAGCCCAAGACGCAGCUGAACUAAGGUGGAAAAACCUGAAUUUAAAGUUAAGGCCAAGGACCAUUAGCCGGAGUUGUGAUCUUUUGAUUAGACCCGUAUACUUACAGUACCUAAAAAGAAGUGCCGCUCGUAUGCCCCUGUAUUUCAGAGAAACUAAAGCGUAUGUUUCAAGCAAGCAAGCAAACAAACAAAAAAUGCAAAGACAGAUUGAUGAUAAGCAGAAAGAGGGAACGUUUGACAGAAACGUAGCCGAAUAAUAGACUGUCGUUAGUAUUCAGUGGUGUAUAAAUAAAAUAAGCAUUAUGAAAUUAAAAAAGUUUGCGCCUUUG
This is a messenger RNA of Varroa destructor (honeybee mite), 4964 nucleotides long. RefSeq lists its product as uncharacterized. Gene Ontology annotation, molecular function: serine-type endopeptidase activity. The record is from RefSeq and is a predicted model, not a curated record. Gene Ontology annotation, biological process: proteolysis. NCBI's taxonomy places the organism in Eukaryota, Metazoa, Arthropoda, Arachnida, Mesostigmata, Varroidae.